Nematolebias whitei (Rio pearlfish) is the source of this 924-nucleotide messenger RNA. Its product is annotated as myeloid-associated differentiation marker-like protein 2. The transcript has 2 exons. The coding region runs from base 1 to 924 and encodes 307 amino acids. Gene Ontology annotation, cellular component: membrane. NCBI's taxonomy places the organism in Eukaryota, Metazoa, Chordata, Actinopteri, Cyprinodontiformes, Rivulidae. The record is from RefSeq and is a predicted model, not a curated record.
AUGGACCAUGGUGGUCCGUACCUCAACAGGAGUGCCCUCUGCUCCUCUCUGGGCGCCGCCCGUCUCUGUCAGCUGGCUAUGGGAUGUGCUGUGGUUGCCAUGGUAAACCACAGUGCCGGAUACAGCGGCGCUCAAGGCGUGUUCUGCAUGGCAGCAUGGUGCUUCUGCUUCGCCAUGACAGCGGUGGUGUUUUUCCUGGAUGCCACUCGUCUACACAGCUGCCUGCGCGUGUCCUGGGACAACCUGACUGUCACGUGCGCCGCCUGUGCCACGCUCAUGUAUGUGACGGCCUCUGUGGUUUACCCACUCUUCUUUGUCCGGUCCGAGUGUCCAUACGCUGGCUGCCAUGUCCGAGAUUUCCGCAUCGCCGUCACCGUCUGCUCCAUCCUGGGAACCCUGGCCUACGGGGCUGAGGUGGCUCUGUGUCGGGCCAGACCGGGACAGAUAGUGGUGGGCUACAUGGCCACCGUCCCCGGCCUCCUCAAAGUCGUCCAGGCCUUCGUGGCCUGCAUCAUCUUUGGCGCUCUAGCCAAUGGGAGUCAGUAUUCCCAGUAUGCUGCCACCAUCUACUGCGUUGUUGUUUAUUCUUUCUGCUUCGCCCUGACGGUCCUGCUGGUUGGAAUGAUGGUGUGUAAACGCACCAAGACUGUGAGCUGCAUGCCCUUUGACCGCGUCGUGGUGGUGUGCACGCUUCUGGAGGUUCUGCUCUACCUGAGCGCUUCGGUGGUGUGGCCGGUUUUCUGUUUCGACACCAAAUAUGGCACCCCAUGGAGACCGUCCUCGUGUCCCCGUGGGAGGUGUCCAUGGGACAGCAAAGUGGUGGUGGCGGCAUUCUCCUGCAUGAACUUUGGACUUUAUCUGGCAGACCUGAUUUACUCUCAGAGAAUAAAAUUUAUCUCCUCACACCUGCCCACCAACUCCUGA